Molecule: messenger RNA, 2844 nt
Organism: Poecilia latipinna (sailfin molly)
Lineage: Eukaryota; Metazoa; Chordata; Actinopteri; Cyprinodontiformes; Poeciliidae
Gene: adam8b
Product: ADAM metallopeptidase domain 8b
Exons: 23
Coding region: 108-2642 (844 amino acids)
Biological process (GO): positive regulation of membrane protein ectodomain proteolysis; inflammatory response; proteolysis
Molecular function (GO): cell adhesion molecule binding; metalloendopeptidase activity
Source: RefSeq, a predicted model, not a curated record
GUUUCGGCAAAUAACUGCGAUGGAGUCACCCCUUCAGGCGGAGCCUCAGCGAUGAUUCACGGCAAAGUUACUCGAGAGCAGGGAGGCUGUCGGCAGGCAGACGUCCAAUGUUCGUCGGGGAGAACAUGCUGUCUCUGUGCCUCAUCUGGGGUUUUGUCUUGCACAGCUCAGGACAGCUGUCUCACGUCCAGCAGUACGAAGUGGUCCGACCUCAGAGACGUCACGAGAGACGGGCCAGGAGCCUUCAGGACAACCAGGUUUAUCCUGACGCGCUUCAGUAUGACCUGAUGAUCGAAGGCAGAAAUCACUCUGUUCAUCUGGAAAAGAACAGGAAUCUUAUUGGUGAAAGCUACACCGAAACAUUUUACUCAGAAGAUGGAAAAAGGGUGACGACAUCGCCAAAUGAGGAACACUGCUUCUACCACGGACAUGUUCAAGGUGAGGCCGACUCCUCGGUCAGCGUGGGAAUCUGCUCGGGCAUCAGCGGCUUUCUGAGAGUCCGGCGGCAGGUUUACCUGAUCGAGCCUCUGGGACAGACUGUGGACGAAGAGCACGCCGUCUACAGAUGGGAGCACCUGAAGACGCCCGGCCAGCCCGGCGCCGGCUUCUCUUCUAACGCCUCCAUGUUGUUUGAUCGGGACCAGAACCAGGAGCCGAACCCUCAGCCAGAAGGCCUCUUCAGGUCCAGAUCAUGGAGAACAAAAUCGCCACCAGGGCCUCAGAAGUUUGUCGAGCUGUACGUUGUGGUGGACAGCACCGAGUACAAACAGUAUCGAGACGAUACCAGGUCGCGUAUUCUCGGUGUUGUGAAUCACAUCGAUAAGCUGUACCGCUCCGUCAACAUCCGCAUCAUGCUGGUGGGCUUGGAGAUUUGGCACUACAAAGAUCUCGUCGUCGUGGACGGAGACCCGGACAGGACUCUGGAGAACUUGAUGGUGUGGCGCCAGGCCGACCUCUCGAAGAGAGCGCAGCAUGAUAACGUCCAGCUCGUGACGGGCAAAGACUUUUCUGACGACACAGUCGGACUGGCUAAUAAGUUCGCCAUGUGCACCGUGAACUCUGGGGGAGUCAAUCAGGAUCACCACGGUAACCCGCUCGGCCUCGCCUCCACCAUUGCUCACGAGAUGGGGCAUAGCUUCGGCAUGUCCCACGAUGCUGCGGGGUGUGUGUGUGGUCCAUCUUACAGCAACAACUGCGUAAUGACUGAAAAGCUCAAUGUUGGAGGCCACGGCUUCCCAGACUUUUUCAGCGACUGUAGCAUCCAGCAACUCGCUCAGUUCAUGGAGCGCGCUCAGCCCAGCUGCCUGGACCCACCAGGCCGCAUCAGCACCAUCACAUUGGGCCCCCACUGCGGUAACGGCCUGCUGGACCGUGGAGAGGAGUGUGACUGUGGCACAGCAGAGGAAUGCAUCAAUCCUUGCUGCGACGCCUCAACGUGUCGCCUGACUGAGGGAUCUCAAUGCGCUCAUGGAGAAUGCUGCGAAAGCUGUCAGCUGAAGGCGUCUGGCAGCAUCUGCCGGAGAGCUGCCGGUGCAUGUGACCUCCCUGAAUACUGCAGCGGUGACUCAGCGGAUUGUCCUGAAGACAGCUUCGAGAUGAACGGCAAGCCUUGUUCCAGCCAGGCGCCGGGCUACUGCUACGACGGCCAGUGUCCCACGCGAGCGAAGCACUGCUGGAGGCUGUUUGGAGAAGGAGCUAAAGAGGGCCCUGAUUUAUGUUUCGACCUGAAUAAACGGGGCCAGGAAGGCGCCAACUGUGGAAGGGAUGGACAGAGCUUCAUUAAGUGUUCCCCUCAGGACCUGAAGUGCGGGUCCAUGUUUUGUGUUGGAGGGGAGGAGCCAAUCACAGGUAAACAUGCAGUCUUCAACGUGUGGGGUGCGGCGUGUAGGGUUCUCGUCGAGGUGGACAGAACCAGAAACUUUGACAUGGUGCCGAAUGGAACCACGUGUGGAGACAAUAAGGUUUGCCUCAGCAGUAAAUGUGUGGACGUCUCAGUUUUCGGCAGAAGAGAGGACUGUGCAAAGAAAUGCAACAACAACGGGGUAUGUAACCACAAGCAUGAAUGCCACUGUAACCCUGGGUGGGCGCCGCCGCACUGUGACGUCAAAUAUGCAGACAUAGCUAAAGGUCAGACCAUGAUGAUAGCUGGGGUGUGUGCAGGGAUCUCGACCCUGCUGGUCGUCGCUCUGGUGAUCGCAGGACUGAUGUGCUGCAGGAAGAGCAACAUAAGGGACAGACACAUGUAUAAGAGGAAGAAGCAGUCACCUCCUUGUAAACUGAACCCCGUGUUCCAGGAAAAAGCCGUCAGAGACAGACCUCAGAUCAGCCAGCCCACUCUGAUGGAGUCCACCUCCUCUCGGGUCUGCAGCCCUCUGGUUGUUGCCGUGACUCCCUGCAGACCUUCUCCACAGCCUCCUCCCAAACCCUCUUCAGUUUCCUGCACCUCUGAGACCGAGCCGAUGAAACCCGUACCUCCAUCCAAACCUUUAUCUCCUCUGAAUAAACCGCAGAAUCCUGGAACCAAACCACGUCCUCCAGCCGUACCGCCGGUCAAACCCUCCCCUCCUCGGGUUGCCAGAUUCAAGCCUCCUCCUCCUCCUCCGCCGCCGCAGGCGAAGCCUCGCUUCAUCAGACCUGCGUGACGUUCUGGUCAGUCCGAAGGGUUGAAAACAGACGCGGCCCACCGACGGUGGAGAAGCUAAAGUUCAAGUAACUUUAACAACUCAAGGCUAACAUUUGCACAGCUGCUGUACAACUGUGACGUUUUUACUCUGUUUGCAAAAAAAAAAAAAAAAAAAAAAAACUCUUCUACAUUUUUACAUCAAAUACCCACAUGCACUUUGA